Messenger RNA from Pseudocercospora fijiensis CIRAD86, 1580 nucleotides. RefSeq lists its product as uncharacterized. The transcript is spliced from 3 exons. The record is from RefSeq and is a predicted model, not a curated record. Gene Ontology annotation, biological process: translation. Lineage: Eukaryota; Fungi; Ascomycota; Dothideomycetes; Mycosphaerellales; Mycosphaerellaceae. The coding region runs from base 1 to 1089 and encodes 362 amino acids. Gene Ontology annotation, cellular component: ribosome; cytosolic large ribosomal subunit. Gene Ontology annotation, molecular function: RNA binding; structural constituent of ribosome.
AUGGCAUUGCAGGAGGUCACAGCCUCCCUCUUAAGGCGAUUGCAGCUAUCAGAAAGACCUGUGCGCCAAGUCUGGACAUCACAAUGCCGUCGUUACGCAUCGACUGAAACCUCAGGAGCAUCCACAGAACAGACUGCCAGCAAGGCCGAUAGCGAGAUCCAGGAACUGGAGCACACCGAGUUUCUAGGCGCAGGCAUCGAGAAUGCUUACGAGAGACUGCGCGAAUAUGAUCCUGUUGGCAGGUCGCGGCGGCGGAGAGCACAGUUGCCAGCUAGCAGAUACCAAUUCCGGCCUCCUCGAUACUACCGCGGACCAUUCCAUCCCCAUCAGCCUCCGCCUCCAUCAGAUCCAGCCUCACGCGAGUUUCGCCCUGGUCCGUUUUCGCUCCCGCGCCUCGAGCAGACUUAUCAUGAAACCUUUGCGCCAGAUCUCAUGACAUUGGCUUACCAACAUUUCCCGCCUGGCACAGAACCACACAAGAAAGGUCAGCGCCUGAGACAGUGGGUUGGAGACUCUCCAUAUUUCAAGAACAGGCCCUUGCGUGGACCGCGAGGUGGUGAUGUUCUGCGACUGCUGCGCAAACCCAUCACCUUUCGCAACGUGCCUAAGCUGGAGCGCAUCACAGUACACACCAUGGUCAAGGGCGCAAUAGAGGACAGCGCGCAUUUACACGUCGCUGGUAUGGUUUUACAGGCCAUCACCAACCGACGUGUCACAGUGCAUCAGACCGCGAAGAGCGUCGCUGCGUUUGGCAUAAAAGCAGGACAGCAUUUGUCUGUCACUGCUGAUUUGCGUGGUGAGACCAUGUACCACUUCCUCAGCAAGCUUGUCGAUGUUGUCAUGCCUAAAAUCAAGGACUGGAAGGGCGUCAAGGGCAGCUCGGGAGACAGCAGCGGAAACAUCGCAUUUGGUCUGAACGGCGAGGACGUUGCGUUGUUCCCCGAGAUCGAAGUCAACUAUGACAUGUACCCGCCCAAGAUGAUUCCUGGACUACAUGUGUUUGUUCAUACCACAGCUCGAGAAGACCGAGAUGCACGCAUGCUUUUGUCUGCUUGCGGCAUACCGUUCUACGGCAAGCUCAUCAACUAGAAUGUAGUCUUGCAUGCACUUGCGCAUGUAUUGUACGACAAGUAUAGCAACCGAAAAUCCCCCACGCCUCUCUCGCUGGACCUGGAGCUCUCAGAGCUUGUCAAAGAAAAGCCGAACUAGUGCCACAUGGUCGCCUCCAACACAAGCGACCAACUCCAUACGGCCUGCAGAAUGACUGCAUCGCAUUCUCUUUCCAUCUGCGCAUUAUUCGAACAGCCGCCGCAUGCGAUGAAUGGCUGCCUAGAGGAAGGUGUUAAGUCGGGAUCGGUGUUAUGCGCAGCGCCGCAGCCGACGGUGCCCGGCCAUGGAGUUUCCGGACGGUGAGGCAAAAUCCACUACGGCCGCCUCGCUGAUGAGCAACGCAGCUCGUGCGAAUGUACCUUUUCAAGGAUUAUUCGGACUUACUAGCGUCUCGACCGGCCUGCAAUACGUGCAGGAUCAGAUUAGAUCGCAUAGUACAAAUAGGCAGAAGUCCCACGCUUGACGUAGAA